AUGUCGGCGAAAGUGAAGGGCGGCAAAGCGGCGACGACGUCUGCGGCGGCGGCGGCUGCGGGGGGCGGCAGCAGCAGCACGGGCGACGAGAAGAAGCUGUUGAAAAAGGAGCGCGUGGCGCCGGCGUCGUCGCGUCCCGACCCCCAGCUCACCAGCAGUGGCGGCGGCAAGAAGCGGCGGCAAGAAGCCCGAGGGCGGCGGCCCGACGACGACUCCUUCUCGUGCGCCCUCGCCGCCCUCUGUCUUCACGGCGACUCCAAACUCAGGGACGCCGGGAUGAAGAAAAUGGAGUACAAGACCAGGCAAUGGCACGAGAAGUGCUUCAGCUGUUGCGUGUGCAAGACUCCGAUCGGGACCAAGUCGUUCAUCCCAAAGGAUCAAGAGAUCUACUGCACUGGCUGCUACGAGGAGACUUUUGCCACCAGAUGCAUCAAAUGCAACAAGUUCCGCCUCUGCUAA
Notodromas monacha is the source of this 459-nucleotide messenger RNA. Lineage: Eukaryota; Metazoa; Arthropoda; Ostracoda; Podocopida; Cyprididae. The record is from the annotation of a GenBank genome assembly.